UCCAUCCCAUAAUCAUCAAUCAUCAUGACCAAAUUUGAGGUAGUUUUUGUAUCAACACCAGCUAUUGGAAACAUUGUUCCCAUUGUUGAAUUUGCUAACCUCAUAACCAAACUAAACCCUCAAUUCUCUGCAACCAUUCUCAUCAUCACCAUGCCACAACGACCACUUGUUAACACUUACAUCCAAUCACGUCCUUCAUCCGCGACUAAUAUUCGUUUCCUCCACCUUCCUACAGUUGACCCUCCCACACCAGAUCAGUAUCAAUCAUCUAUAGCUUUCAUUUCUCUUCUUAUACAAAACCACAAAAACAACAUAAAAGAUGCACUCCGAAAUAUCACAUCAACUGAGUCAGAAGGUUCUGACUCGGUUAAACUUGUUGCUUUGUUUGUUGACAUGUUCUCCACCACCAUAAUUGACGUUGCUGCUGAAAUUUCCGUUCCUUGCUACCUCUUCUUUGCGUCACCUGCGAGUUUUCUUGGAUUCAUGCUCCACCUACCCCGAGUAGAAUCGGUUGAAUCGGAAAUGGAGUUUGAAAUCCCGUGUUUCAAAAACCCGCUUCCGAAACUUGUUUUGCCUAACUUCUUGUCCAAGGAAGAUGCUUAUUUUUGGGUUUCAUACCAUGCAAGAAGGUACAAAGAAACAAAGGGUAUUAUCGUAAAUACAUUAAAAGAGCUUGAACCAUACGCUCUUGAAUCACUUCACAAUGAUUUGCAGCUUCCACCUGUUUACCCAAUUGGACCGGUUCUUGAUCUUGUUGGACCGGUCCAAUGGGAUCCAAACCCGGUACAGUAUAAUUACAUCGUGGAGUGGCUUGAUUUGCAGCCUGUUAAAUCUGUGGUUUUUCUAUGUUUCGGAAGUUUGGGAAGUCUUGAAGCAAAACAGGUUGAGCAAAUUGCUAUUGGGCUUGAACAGGCUGGGAUUAGAUUUUUGUGGGCUAUAAGGGAACCUCCUAAGGCCCAAUUGGAGGACCCAAGAGAUUUUAUGAGUUAUGAGAAUGUUCUACCGGAUGGAUUUUUGAGACGAACCAUGGGGAUGGGUAUUGUGUGUGGGUGGAUUCCACAAGCAAAGGUGCUAGCCCAUAAGGCAGUGGGUGGAUUCGUGUCGCAUUGUGGUUGGAACUCGAUAUUGGAGAGUUUGUGGUAUGGUGUGCCAAUUGCCACGUGGCCAGUUUAUGCGGAGCAACAAAUGAAUGCAUUCGAGAUGGUUAGGGAAUCGGGACUAGCCGUGGAGAUUAGGUUGGAUUAUAGGGUGGGUGGGGAUUUGGUGCAGGCAGAAGAAGUCAAGAAUGGUGUAACUACCUUGAUGAACAAUAGUCAUGAGAUUAGGAGGAAGGUUAAAGAAAUGAGUGAAAAGUGUAGAUUUGCUUUGAUGGAUAAUGGAUCAUCUUAUACUAAUCUUGUAUCUCUCAUUCAAGAGUUAACAAAAUGA
Messenger RNA from Medicago truncatula (barrel medic), 1428 nucleotides. RefSeq names its product UDP-glycosyltransferase 43. The record is from RefSeq and is a predicted model, not a curated record. Gene Ontology annotation, molecular function: UDP-glucosyltransferase activity. Lineage: Eukaryota; Viridiplantae; Streptophyta; Magnoliopsida; Fabales; Fabaceae. Bases 25 to 1428 code for a protein of 467 amino acids. The transcript has a single exon.